UAGACCGAGUACGCGAGGGAGUUUAGCUAAUAAAGAAUUAGUUUAUAGGAAUUUUCCUAGUGCACAAAUCAUUAUGAUGGAAACCGCAUGUGGCUAAUAAAAAUACAUUUACUCAAGAAAACUCUCGAACGAAGUGCGCAUGCGCGGAGCGCUAAGCGCCUGGAGGCUGGUGUUGGGAGCUAAGCGCAGGUCGCUAGCUGGCUGAGUUAUUACUUGAUUUUAACUAGCAGUCGACACACAGUUUUCCAGCUUCGCAAACCGAACCUCCCUUCAGGGACUAUGAAGAUAGCCGUGGAGGGCUGCUGCCACGGCGAGCUGGACCAGGUCUACGCGACGGUGGCGCACCUGGAGCGCAGGGAGGGCGUGAAGGUGGAGCUGCUGCUGUGCUGCGGCGACUUCCAGGCCGUGCGCAACGAGGGGGACCUGGGGUGCAUGGCGGUGCCGCCCCGGUACAGACACAUGCAGACGUUUUACAGGUACUAUUCUGGAGAGAAGAAGGCGCCCGUCUUGACCAUUUUCAUCGGUGGAAACCAUGAAGCUUCUAACCAUUUGCAAGAAUUACCCUAUGGAGGCUGGGUGGCCCCUAAUAUAUACUAUCUGGGUUAUGCAGGCGUUGUUCGCUACAAAGGAAUAAGGAUCGGUGGCCUCUCUGGAAUUUUCAAAUCCCAUGAUUACAGAAAAGGACACUAUGAGUUUCCACCAUACAACCCAGAAACUCUGCGCAGUGCCUACCACAUCAGGAACAGUGAUGUCUUUAAGCUAAAACAAAUCCAGAUGCCCAUGGAUGUGUUCCUGACGCACGACUGGCCGCGGGGGAUCUACCACUACGGAAGCACAAAGCAGCUGCUGCAGAAGAAGCGCUUCCUGCGCGAGGAGGUGGAGGCUGGCACGCUGGGCAGCCCUGCUGCUGCUGAGCUCCUCCAGCAUCUGCAGCCCAGCUACUGGUUCUCCGCCCACUUGCACGUCAAGUUCGCUGCCUUCAUGCAGCACGAGGCCAAGGGAAAUGCCGCUCCUAAGACCACCAAGUUCCUCUCUCUAGACAAGUGUCUGCCUUACAGAGACUUCCUUCAGAUAGUGGACAUACCAGAGAGGCCUGGCUCCUCUGACCAGUUGGAGUAUGACCCGGAGUGGCUGGCCAUCCUCAAGGCCACUGAUCACCUUCAGAAGCCCUUACCCAACAUCUGGCACCCUCCAGAGAAUAACGGCCUUCACUCUCGGUGGGACUACAGUGCCUCAGAAGAGGCCAUGAUGGAGGUGGUUGGCGACUUGAAUGGCGAGCUCAACAUCCCUGAGAACUUCAGCAUGACCGUGCCUGCGUAUGACCCCUCCUGCCCUCAGCCCCACGCCCUCCCAACCUACUCCACCAACCCCCAGACCACAGAGCUGUGCGCCACCCUCCGCCUGACGGAUAUCUAUGCCCUGGCUGGCCAGGCGGGGCACAUCCCGCCGGCGGGGGCUUCGGAGGAGGGGGCCACCGAAGAGGAGGAGGACGAGGACAACGGGAGCACAGGUAGCACGGACGAGCCCAGCGAAUACCCAACUGACACCUCGGCCCUCUCCAGCUCUUUUAACCCUGACGAGAUCACCAUUGAAGAUGAGUGGGAGGAGAAUGAGGGGGAGCAGGGAGAGGAGGAAGAGGAGAAAGGGACAGACGCCGUGGUGCCCGAGGCUGUGGUCGGCGCUUCGGACGGCGCUCCGGACAGCGCUCCGGACAGCGACCGGGACAGCAGCCCAGUUCGACAGGCGACGGGCAGACUCUCCUUACCGCCCCCUCGCCUAGAGGCCGAGGCAGAUGGAUUUCCUCCGGCGUCCGGCUCCGUGCCCUCCUCCGGUGGUCUCUCCCAGACGAGCUCGGAGGAAGAGGGUGGAGCCCAUCCAGCCAGAGUCCCCAAGCGUUGUAGUGGAGAGGCCAAGGGGGCAAACAGUCCCACAGGGGCCACCCCCAGAAUCAAGCGACGGAACCAGGCCAUCUACACAGCGGCGGAAGACGAGGAGAGCUAGGGGUAGAUGUCAGCUUCUGGGGAAAACAUGACGUGGAAAACAUUCUUCUUUUUUUUUUAUUUGAUUGGAUCAAGUUCUUUCAUUUAUUUGUUACAGCGCCCAGCCUCAUCAGUUUUUAGUGUAUUUUUAAAAAAGAAUUUAAGAACAUUUACCAUGAAGCUCAGAAGGUUUGCCAUUAUCAAUAGUGAACACCACUUUGAUUUUGCUCCUGCCACGUUCUUGUGUCUUCAGAUGCUUGAAACGUAUUCUCAGUUGGUGAAGAUGGCUUUAUUAGUUAUGAUAAAUAUCUGGCAAUUGGUGACCAUUUGACCAUUAGUGUGUUUCCUUUUUUAAAAACAUUAUGUGUAUAUUAUGACACUUUCAAUUUCAGGAGUCUGCUGUUAUAUUAAAAAGAACAAAAGCUAUCCAGUAUGAUUUCUCUCAUAUUACAGCAGAUCUCUGCUUAUGAAGAAGUCAGUUGAGCAUCAGCUUCCUGAGGGUCGAGGUAACACUAGCAAUGGGAACAAUUGAGUGUUGGUUUGUUUUUGUUUGUUUUUUUAUCUUCAUACUGCCUUGCAUUUUUAUAGGAUUGUGCAUACAAGUAUAAAAUUUGGGAUUUCUUUUUACUCAAAUCCAGUAUGUGAGUCUUCAAAUCUAAUGAAAUUUGUGAAAUCUAAUACAAUUAGAAGCUAAAUUCUUAUUAAACUUUGGGUGAUGACUUCAGGAAAUAUGUGACAUGCAGGUCACGUUCAUGUAGUCUUGGCUUUCAAUAACGUACUGUCUACUUAAUGGACUAGUGGACCGUAUUUGCACAAAAAUGCUCAUUAGGCAAGCUCGUGGGAGUCUGUUAGCAUUUUGCAAACUAAUAAACUAACACCUAAACUUUAGUUUAAACUAAUGCUCACUGGCUGUGUGGAGUGAAGCGAGAACCUUGGAGAUCAAGAAACAAACUCAAUAUUUUCCAUUCAUAGCAGAAUAGCACAGGUUUAUUUAACUUUUCCGUUUACAGAAGUGUUAACAGGAGAUCAAAUCUAUAGCACAAAACCCAAAAUGAUUGUGAGAGACAUGACAAAUUAUUUUAACACAGCUGAUGUAUCAUUACCUAAAUCACCAUGAAGUAUUGGCAAUCCAUAAGGUUAUUAGCUUAAACCAAUUUUGGAUUCAAACUUGAUAGAAUCCUUUUUAAAACACAUAAACUGACAACAGACAGCAUCCAUAAAACAAGACAUUUUAAAGGACCUUUCAUCAACAUACAAAUGUGCUGCAGGUUAUUGAUACACUUCAGAUCAAGGUCUCAGAAACGCUAUGCAUUAGGCCAGAGGAUCCCCAACCAUUUUAAUAACCCAUCUAGUCCAUGUUUUUUUGCUCUCUCCCAGCUUCCAAUACACUCAAAACAAAUAACACAGAUGUAGGGCAUUAUUUUUCAGCCCAGUCCUUGGGGAGCCACAGACAGCCCACAUUUUGUUGACUGUGCCUUCAGGAAUCCAUACAUCCUGCUACAGUUGGGUCGGGAGCUGCGACAGGGCAAAAACUUCGACUGUCUGGGCCUCGAAGACUAGGUUGGAAAACAGGACAGUGGGAGACUGACGCCUGGUACUUUACAGGCUGCAAAAGAAGCGUGACUGGGCUCCUGGUUCUUAAGGACCGGGCUAGGAAGCCCUGCUUCGGACAAGCCUUCAACUCAAAUGCGCCAUGAGCGAGCCCAAAAUGAAAAACACUGAAAAAGCAGAGAGUAGGCACUUCUGUUUUGUCCAACCUUACUGGGACAUUUAAGGUGGGCAAAACUCCCCUCGCCCCCACUUUCCUCUGCAGUGCAUCACGCAGCAUUAGAUUUUUAGUAAUAUGCAUUGAAAGCGAUUGAUUGCUUUUAUUUUUUAUUUUUACUGUUGCUUUAAGACACACAGCACAAGAAGACCGGUUCUAUGUAACCUCUGCACUCAGAAAUGUCAAGAAGCAAAAGUAAAA
Messenger RNA from Electrophorus electricus (electric eel), 3945 nucleotides. RefSeq names its product debranching RNA lariats 1 (gene dbr1). Lineage: Eukaryota; Metazoa; Chordata; Actinopteri; Gymnotiformes; Gymnotidae. Gene Ontology annotation, cellular component: nucleus. Gene Ontology annotation, biological process: mRNA splicing, via spliceosome. The record is from RefSeq and is a predicted model, not a curated record. Gene Ontology annotation, molecular function: RNA lariat debranching enzyme activity.